Molecule: messenger RNA, 5681 nt
Organism: Trichomycterus rosablanca
Lineage: Eukaryota; Metazoa; Chordata; Actinopteri; Siluriformes; Trichomycteridae
Gene: hecw2a
Product: HECT, C2 and WW domain containing E3 ubiquitin protein ligase 2a
Exons: 30
Coding region: 421-4836 (1471 amino acids)
Biological process (GO): regulation of dendrite morphogenesis; protein polyubiquitination
Cellular component (GO): cytoplasm
Molecular function (GO): ubiquitin protein ligase activity; protein binding
Source: RefSeq, a predicted model, not a curated record
AUCUAACUCUGACACGGCAUUGCGCUUGGAUUGUUUAUGCGCUAAUCUCUCCGCGCACGAGGUUAUGGCUGCUGUUCUUGAGUUGCAAAGCUGAUUAUUGAAAGGCUAAAAUCUUGAUGUACCCUCACUGUAAUCUCUGCCAGCGUGCUGUAGACACCUUGUAUCUCACCCCCGAUCGUUGAUGACUAUCACCCUCUAGCAUUACCUCCAUCUUCACACAAUAACCCUCUCCAAUUAAGAGUCUACCCCAACACAUCAAGAGACUCUGAACAUCUUCUUCUCAGAAACAUAACCCACCCCUCAACCUUACUAUAAAUCCUUUUUCUUCCUGCCCUCGCUUCCCAACCAGCAGCAACCAUUCGCCCUUCUCUUGCUACAGCGGUCCUGCCAUCCAGGCCCCGCUCCCACCAGGUGCCCGGCAUGGCGCCCCAGGGGCGGGAGCACCUGGCAGCGCGGGAGCAGGGCGCGCGGAGACGGAGCCCUCACUUGCGCCACACCCUAAGCCCGGAGAACCUGAGAAGCUUGGCAGAGCGUGGCGCAACCGACCCCACUAUUGCGAGCACAACAGGACUCACCAGAGCGAACAGCGACACUGACCUGGUCAGUUCCCAGAGUCGCUCUUCUCUCACAGCUUCUACACUGGAGUUCACCCUUGGACGAGGGCAGAACCUGGUCAUCUCCUGGGACAUUAAAGAGGAAGUGGAUGCCACUGACUGGAUUGGCCUGUACCAUAUAGAUGAGACCUGUCCAUCAAACGUCUGGGACUGCAAAAAUCGUGGUGUGAAUGGCACACAGUGUGGUCAGAUUGUCUGGAGGCUGGAGCCUGGCCCAUACUUUCUGGAUGCUGAGACCAGGAUUUGCUUCAAAUACUACCAUGGAUUGACUGGAGCUCUGAGGGCCACAACACCCUGCAUCACAGUCAAGAACCCCCGAAUUUCGGCGGACGGCCAAGUGGAAGGACAGCUGAAUUCCGAAAACAGCCGAAAAUUGCUCAGCUUUACCCUAUCAGAUGUACGUGCUGUGGGACUGAAGAAGGGCAUGUUUUUUAAUCCUGAUCCUUACCUAAAGAUGCGCAUUCAUCCAGGAAAAAGAAACGGGUUCCCCACCUUUUCCCACCAUGGCCAAGAGAGACGAUCUGGCAUUACAACUAACACCACAAACCCUGUGUGGCAUGGAGAGAGACACACUUUUGUGGCGCUAAUAACUGACGUCUUAGUGAUCGAGGUCAAGGACAAAUUUGCCAAAAGUCGACCGAUUAUCAAGCGCUUCCUCGGUCAGCUGAACAUCCCUGUUCAAAGGCUGAUAGAAAGGCACGCAUCAGGCAACCAAUCCCUGAGCUUCUCUCUCUGCCGACGCUUGCCUACGGAUAAUGUUAGUGGUCAGCUCCAGUUUAAAGUGGAUAUCACCUCCACCAACCAGGAUGACGUCUCCCCUGAGUCAUUUUUUGGAGUAGCAGCCAUGAAUGGACCACCUGGUACCCCCUCAGAUGAUGAAGAUUUGCCCCACGCUCUUCCUCUAUCGUCUGGAGCUCUGUCCCCCACCAGCUACCAUAGUUUCAGAAGAAACGAGUAUGGUAGCAGCAUUCUAUCACCUGAUUCUGAAAUCUGUCCUGGUGCUUUCUUUGAAGAAGCCCCCUCUUCCCUUGAUGCACUUCAAGCAAGCUUCAGCGAGCAGCUUGAUGCCAUUGAGGCUCCCAAGGGUCCGGGUGAACGGCCAAUGGGUUCGGCGUCCCCAAAACUCAGCUCCAGCUUCCCGACUCACACCCGCCUCAGUGACAUGCUCCACAUCGAUUCUGACGAGGACGAGGACAGGUCUGCCGGGAUUGAUCCCAUACCUUCUGUCAUGAAUGGACUCAAAUGUCCAGUCAUACUUCACAGGCCAAAACAACCUGAAGUCCUGGAGGAAACAGCGAAAGAAGUUGGAGUGGAGUCAAACAUGGAAACACUGAGUUUAGGGCCCAAGGUGGCACCAAAGCCUGAAGAGGCACCCAGUUCUGUGGCUCCACAGGUGGAAACGAUGAGUCUGAUAGAGAGACAAGAUGAAGGAGAGGAAGAAGGGCUGGGACCCAGUGAGGAGCUGGCUACAGAGGUUGACAUCUCUUCCAUGGCGUCUGAUUGUUCUCCCAUGCCAGUAUCUGCCACACAGGAAGCAGAACAGGGGGCAGAGACGGCGAUAGAUCCCGGAGGAGAAGAUCUCUCAGAUGACCCAUCCACUACGUGUGAAGUCAUCGAUGCCGGAUGUGAGCGUGAACGUCCUCCGACCGAUGAGCUUGAACUGGACAUAGCACCUCCAGUGCUAUUGGUCAACGAGGAUGAAGAUGACGUGGAGGAGGACACAAUGUCCAGGAGGUGGAGCCUGGAGGCAACAGCAGGCGUAUCCCAAGAGGAUGAGGAUGAAGAGGAGCUAAUGCAUUCGGGAGAGGCCGGGUCUAUAGACUCUGAGACAUUUGCUUCAGAGACAAACACAGAUCCAGGUUCCACCCAGCUAAAUGGACAUCAACAGGUUCAUUCGCUUCCCUCUGUGAGACAAGAUAUUCACCGGUACCAGCGUGUGGACGAGCCCCUACCACCCAACUGGGAGGCUCGGAUUGACAGUCAUGGACGCAUCUUCUUUGUGGAUCACGUGAAUCGGACCACAACGUGGCAGAAACCCACUGGCCCUCCUGCUCCUCAGGGCCUGGCGCGCUCCAGCUCCAUCCAGCAGAUGGAGCAGCUCAAUCGAAGGUAUCAGAGCAUCCGUAGAACUAUAACCAGCGAGAGGAGCUCUGAUGAGCAAAACUCUGACUUCUCAUCUGAGGACACAGACCCGCUAGCGCAGUCCACCUCCGACUAUCGCAGAGAGGGCUCGUUGGCUCACACCAGCCCUCACUCUCGUCUCAGUCUGCUACUUCAGUCUCCUGGUGCCAAGUUCCUCUCCAGUCCUGACUUCUUCACUGUGCUUCAUUCAAACCCUAGUGCCUAUCGCAUGUUUACAAGUAACACGUGUCUGAAGCACAUGAUCAGUAGAGUUCGGCGGGAUGUGCAGCACUUUGAGCGCUACCAGCACAACCGAGACCUAGUCAACUUCCUCAACCUGUUUGCCAACAAACAGCUGGAGCUGCCACGCGGCUGGGAAAUGAAGCACGAUCAAACUGGCAAAUUGUUCUUUGUGGAUCACAACUGCCGUGCCACAACAUUUAUUGACCCGCGGCUGCCCCUGCAGAGUUCACGUUCUAGUGGCCUCCUGGCACAUCGGCAGCAUCUCAGCCGCCAAAGGAGCCACAGUGCCGGAGAGGUGGCAGAUGACUCCCGCUCCCCGAGUCCACCCAUGCAGCCCAGACCCUCAAGUACUUUUGCUGGUUCCAGUCGCAAUCAGUACCAAGAUCUGGUACCUAUGGCCUACAAUGAGAAGAUUGUGGCAUUUUUAAGACAACCAAACAUCUUGGAUAUCCUACAGGAGAAGCAACCAGAGCUUGUGAGGAACCAUACCCUCAAAGAAAAGGUCCAAUUUAUUCGUAAUGAGGGGGCUUCUGGAUUGGCCCGGCUGUCUAGUGAUGCAGAUCUGGUCAUGCUGCUCAGUCUGUUUGAAGAGGAAGUGAUGUCGUACGUGCCGCCCCAUGCCUUACUGCACCCCAAUUACUGUAAUGCCUCCCCACAAAGCUCCCCUGGAACUCCUCGGGCGAACGCUCGUGCCCCUGCGCCUUACAAGCGUGACUUUGAGGCCAAACUGAGAAACUUCUACCGCAAACUGGAGACAAAGGGUUAUGGGCAGGGUCCAGGAAAAGUAAAGCUGAUAAUUCGCAGAGAUCAUCUUCUGGAAGAUGCCUUUAACCAGAUUAUGUGCUACUCACGUAAAGACUUGCAGAGAAGCAAACUGUACGUCAGCUUUGUCGGAGAGGAGGGGUUGGACUACAGCGGCCCAUCAAGGGAGUUCUUCUUCUUGGUGUCCCGGGAGCUCUUUAACCCAUACUACGGACUCUUUGAGUACUCAGCAAAUGACACUUACACUGUGCAGAUCAGCCCAAUGUCAGCCUUUGUGGACAACCAUCAUGAAUGGUUCAGGUUUAGUGGACGUAUAUUGGGCCUUGCUCUAACACACCAGUACCUUCUGGAUGCCUUCUUUACUCGACCCUUCUAUAAAGGCCUGUUGCGCAUCUCGUGUGAUUUGAGUGACUUGGAGUUCUUGGAUGAGGAGUUCCAUCAGAGUCUGCAGUGGAUGAAAGACAAUGACAUUGAGAACAUGCUGGAUCUCACUUUCACUGUCAAUGAGGAGGUGUUUGGUCAGAUCACAGAGCGUGAACUGAAGCCUGGAGGAGCUGGUGUUGCAGUGUGUGAGAAAAAUAAAAAGGAGUACAUCGAGCGCAUGGUGAAGUGGCGCAUUGAGAGAGGAGUGGCCCAGCAGACUGAAAGCCUCGUUCGGGGUUUUUAUGAAGUUGUGGAUGUACGCCUGGUCUCUGUGUUUGAUGCCCGUGAGCUAGAACUCGUCAUUGCUGGAACUGCAGAAAUUGACCUGGCUGACUGGAGAAACAACACAGAGUAUCGAGGAGGUUAUCAUGAUGGGCAUAUUGUCAUCCGAUGGUUCUGGACAGCAGUGGAGCGGUUUAACAAUGAACAGAGAUUGCGACUACUUCAGUUUGUCACAGGCACUUCAAGCGUUCCCUACGAAGGCUUUGCUUCUCUUCGAGGGAGCAACGGUCCACGCCGUUUUUGUGUUGAGAAAUGGGGCAAAGUUACUUCUCUUCCAAGAGCUCACACCUGUUUCAACCGUUUGGAUCUGCCUCCAUACCAUUCUUUCUCCAUGCUUUAUGAGAAGGUGCUCACCGCGGUGGAGGAAACGAGCACGUUCGGCCUGGAAUGAGACUCCUGCACCAUCUCUACUUUGCAAAAGUGUCCACCAUUUGGACCGCCACGUCUUUUUGCGCCUUUUUCUGUAUUUUCAACUGCACUCUUAGUAAUGGCCUUUGUUUCUGGACCAUUUUCCUUAUCAGUUGAAAGCUCAAUAGUGAGACUUGCUCUAUGGUACACACACACACACACAUACACAGACAAAAGACAUUAGCACUACAAGUAGAAGCAACUCAUCAUAUGUGUGUAACUGAAAAAUUUCCUCACAAACAAACCUUACUAACACAGUGAGAAAUUGUUCCCCUAAUAACUAAAAGUAUGAAUUAACACAAUAUUCUUCAUUUACUGUUAAAAGAAAACACAGCCACAAAUGUACUAAACAAGGUGAUGGAUUAAUACACUCAUGUUUUGCAUUAUGGAAUGAAGCUGACUCACUUUACAGAUCUUUAGGAGUUCAGUAUAGAUGAAAAGAAAUUUAGCACUUUUGUGGAUGCAUGAUGUUCUUGUUUCAUUGCUGUGGAUUAGUGUGGACAGUUAGGAGCUGGAAUCUGUGCCACAUUUUAAAACAGUUUUAUAAAACAAUAUAAAAUAUAAUAUGUACAAAACUCUGCUAUUAUUACUGCACUUAUUACAACACAAGUUACAAAUAAAUGGAGAACAUAAUGAAGCAUCAGUAUUCUAAUCGGCCCCACCAAGCAGCCUCUGUUGAGUCCUUGAGCAGGACCCUCAACCCUGUGCUUUGAUCCCAGCUUCCAAAUUGUUAGGGGCAGUGGUAGUUUAGUGGGUAGAGCUUGUGCUCUAACCCUAGCUUCUAAAUGAGCUGGGAUAUGUUUAAAAAUUAUACUGCAUACACUGAUC